GUGAGUAGUUGCGCAUCUCUAACUUUCUAUUUCUGUGCAGAUAAAAUUGUAAAUAUUUACGCAAAUUUGCGCUCUAAAACGUUUAGAAAUAUUGAAAAAUUAUGCAUUAGAGUAAGAGUUGGUUUGCCUUCCACUUGUUAUCAACAAAAACAGCUUCAAAUGCACGAAAUUACUGCUGUCAGGACGCAUCUUUAAUCCGCAAAUCUGCGGAAGUGUUGGUAUAAGUACAAGCACUUAAUUGUAUUUGUAAUUGUAAUUGCCUAAGUGCCAAAAAAAACGCUGAAAUGCAGCAAGCGUAAAAAUAAAUAGGGCUAAAAAAUAAUAAUAAGCGUGGCGAGACGAUGUAUUGAGAGCAGAAAACAGCGAAGACGAUGACGAUCAAAGCCAAAUUCAUCAGGUGAGCGAGCAGCAACAACAACAACGGAUGCCCAAAUAGGUGUGCACACGUAUGCAGGUCCUAAAUAUUAACAAAACAAGCAACAUUGAAAUACUCACCACUAAAGCACAACCCGAGAUAACAAAGUACCAGCACAAGUCAAGAAGAGAAGCACACGAAGCAGUUAUCAGCGGACCAGCGCCACUAAAAACAACCAAAUCGCACACACGAAACUAAACGAUGUGGCUGCGUCAGAGCAGCGGCGGGGGCGUCGCCUCAGCCGGACACGGCGGUCCACUACGUCAGCGACCCAUCGAUGCCGCCACGGAUUGCGAUCCACGCGCCUGCUACGACAGCUUCUGCAAGCACUGGCAGCAGGCUUUCGAGAUCAUUCAGCAUAGCGCUCCGCCCUCCCACGACGACGUCCUGGGCGUGGUGUCACACUUGGACUACAUGGUCACCCUGCUGCUGGUGGAACUGCAUCACUGCAACAAGGUCUCGCUCCCGUCGGCCGAAGCCAGUGGUCCGCCCGCGGCGCCCUGCCUGGAAUUUCUGCUCAGCGAGAAUCUACUGGACAAGCUGUACGAAUGGGCCUGCACCACUGGGCGCUAUGCCAAUGCCGUCCGUCUGGAGCAGCUGAAGCUGUACGAACUGCUCGUCAGCCAUUCGCGCCAUCAGCUGCUUUGCCACGAGCCCUUCCUGCGACCCCUGCUCAAGAUAUUGGCCUCCAGCCAGGGCGAGAUAUUCCCGCCUGAUCUGGAAAAGCGCCUCGUUAUACUACUGAACCAGCUGUGCGUGGUUCUCAUGCAGAACGUCCACCUGCUGGACCUUUUCUUUUUCUCCGCCCAAACACAAGUGCAGGAGCAGAUUCUCAACGGCAGCGUCGCGGCACCUAAAAGUGGAACCACAACCAAUUUUAUUAUCUUCUCCCUGCUCAUCCCGUACGUGCACCGCGAGGGCAGUCUUGGCCACCAGGCCCGCGAUGCCCUGCUCCUCUGCAUGGCGCUCUCGCAAAAGAACUCCAACAUAGGCACGUACAUAGCCCAGUACUCCUCAAUCUGUCCCCUGCUGGUGACCGGUUUGGGCGGUCUUUACUCACGUCUGCCCAACAGCAUCGAAAUCAGCUCCAUUGACUGGCACCGGAUCACGCCAGACGAUGUAACCGAGAUCCCAGAGCUCACGCUAUUCAUGAAUGCCCUCGAGUUCUGUAAUGCAGUGGUUCAGGUGGCCCAUGAGAUGAUCAAGCAACAGCUUCUGGACUUCAUGUACCAGGGGUUCAUUGUGCCCGUUCUGGGACCUGCUAUCCUCCAGACACUGAAGGGCAAACAUUUUCAGACGAACAUCGACUCGCAAAUCUCGGCUAUGUCGUACCUGGACCUGAUCCUGCGCUCCAUUACCGAACCCGGAUUGCUCCGAGCCUUUGUUCGCUUCUUGCUCGAUACCGAAAAGUUUGACGGAGAACGAAUAUUGGAUGCUCUGGUCGAACGGCUUAACUCACCCGAUGCCAAUCUCUGUAUGGUUACGAUGGCAUUGUUUGACACCUUGCUGGGACUGCACUGUGAAGACCUUAUGCUGGAACUGCUGCUGAAGUUCAUGCUGCCGGGAAAGCAUGUUCCCAUCUCACAUCGCCACAAGAUCAACAAGAUCGAUCCGUAUCUAAACAGCAGUGAGUUCUUUCUGGAACUCUCGCCUGAUGUGAUGAAGAGGGCCAGGGAUCUGGCCAGGCCCAAGAGUAUCCACGAACCGGUGGUAAGUGAUCUGACGCCUUUGCCCAGUCUCCCAUCUCCUGUCAUGAGCAAGACGAUUGGAGCCAACUGGAAUUAUUAUGGAGUACACACGGGUGAUAGUUUGUAUGCGAAUAUCCAGGCAUAUCUCUUCGAGGCCCACUGGCGAAUUGCCCAGUGCCAAAGGGAUUGCCUCAAGUGGGCGAACAGCUAUCGCUAUCAAAAGUGGCCCCGCCACGGACAGGGACGAGUUCACGCCCACGCAUUGGAACUGGCCAGACAGUUCUUUUGCGAAUUCGGAAGUGGAGCUCUUAUUGCCAACGAGACGGGUGAGAAACAGCUGGACAGCCUACAAUCGAUUGGCGAGUCCAGUGGCUACGAGUCCUUCAAAUGGCGCCCGGCGGACGAGGAGAGCGAAGCCACGGAUACAACUUUGGCCACAACAGCUAGCGAUGCAGAUCUGGAGCACAACAGCAGCAGCAUCAGCAGCGUGCUGGGUGGAUCCGGUAGACGAGAGAUUUGGCGCACAUCGCACAACAAUCGCAACGAAUUGCUACUGACGGAUCUGGACUUCUCGGAGGAUUUGUUUGCGCAGGGCACCGUAAGCUUAGGUCCCUUUCUCAACGCCAUCUGGGGCAAACUACAAACCUUUACGAGCAACUCGCUGUACGUAAAUCUUCAUCUUACCGGGUUGAUCACUCGAUUGGCCUGGUAUCCCCUGCCGCUGAUUCACUCGCUGCUGCUGCGCUCGGAUAUCGCCAUCACUUCGGAUACGCCCUCCUUCCACCAGGUGCUGCGGAUUCUCAAGCAACAGAUAGACGCAGAGCUACCGGUGACGGAGGAUUCGCUUGAGAUCAUUGAUGUGGCGCGUUCGUCCCUAAUUGAUCGGGAGUUCCGUUUGGCAAACGCACGAAAGGGUAACGACGGCUCUCCAAUGCAUCACAAUCAACAGCAACAGAUGGCUACAAAUUCCGGGCAGCAACAGGGUCAACUACGAUCUGCCUAUGCGACUCUAUCGGCUGCCACGCCCGUGCAGGCAACGCCCACCAGCGCGUACGAUCCGUUUAAGCGGAGCGAUAACAAGAGGCGGAGCAUCAGCAAGUCCAUAACUAGCAUGUUUAGCAGGAAGUCGGCCUCCUCGUCGAUAGCGCCACCCAAUGGCUCUUCUGCUUCAUCUGGCUUAUCACAAAUUUACGCAUUCUUCACCGGAGCUGCUUCGAAUCUGGUGGGAAAUAGUGCCGAGGGAAGAGGAUUUUCCCAAGGGCAGCCAGCCGCCGGGACAUGCGAGACCAGUUUAAGUACGCAACCACAACCGGGAGCAACUCGCACAGGAUCCACAACGACGGCUGUAGCGGCCUCUGGAAGCAGCAGCAACAGCAGCAUUGGCGGAUCCACACAAACACUCUCCGCCCAAUCGAACACCACAACCCACUCGUCGAACACCCUGCACGGCCUGGAUGGAGGUUCAGCCGCUGGUGGUUUCAACUCCGAGCCAGUGUCCCUCGACUCGGUGGCCUCCAUGGGAAUCAUUGCCAGCACGAGUGGCACGGAGCGGUCCCGGGAUUUGGCUCUAUGUGCUGUACUCAUGGAUGAGUGGCUCAAGGAGCUGGCGGCCAUUGCGCAGGAGCAAAGCGUUGUGCUGGUCACGGAACAGGGGCCUUUAUGAUCGCUUGGAGCAGAUAGCAAUGCAGAUGGUGAUACAGACGACUUGUGUAUACAUUAUUUUACGGAUUUGUUGGCUUUUGUUUGCUUUAACCAGCUACUCUUACGAAAUUAUUUCUUUUUACCUGUUGGAUUAUCGAUAUUUAUAUUUUUAACAACCAUUUCUAACGAACAAUGCCGCAGUUUUGAACAGAUUUACAAUUUAAUGCAAACGGACUCAAACAAAAAACACUCACACGUUAUCCAAGAUAGAAUGUAGGUUAAAUGUCGUAAGCGGAUUAGGACGGUGGAUUUUAAGUGUUCAGAUGUAAUCAAAUAUUCUAAUUAACAGCCGUAUGCAAAAUUUACAACGUUUUUAGAGAGAAUUAUAUAACACACAUACUAUGUAUACAUAUGUAUUUUUGCAAUAUAUUUUAUGCUUUUAUGUACAUACAUAUGCAAGAUCAAAUUACCCAAGUUAUGUAAAGCCAACUUGAAAGUAUUAAAUUGGUUCAAGUAAAUGCACAGCCAAGAAAGAUA
This is a messenger RNA of Drosophila rhopaloa, 4281 nucleotides long. Its product is annotated as FHIP family protein GG24907. The record is from RefSeq and is a predicted model, not a curated record. NCBI's taxonomy places the organism in Eukaryota, Metazoa, Arthropoda, Insecta, Diptera, Drosophilidae. The coding region runs from base 617 to 3766 and encodes 1049 amino acids. The transcript is spliced from 7 exons.